AUGAAUCAACCGCCGGGUGAGGAGGAAGCCGGCUGUCUGACAUGCAGCCGGAAACCGUUGAACUUCUAUCGCAUUCGAGCCGAGCCGGAGGAAGAGGACCGAAAGCAGGACAUUUGCCGAGUGAUUUGCCAGCAUUUUUGGUUUCAGGAAGAUGAUCUACUGGAGGAAAUCAUCUGUAAAAUCUGCUGGGAAAAGCUGAGUGAAUUCCACGAGUUCUACUCAGAAGUGGAAAGACUUCACAAACGGGAUGCGUCAGCGGGGGUACUGGUCAAAGAGGAAGACGAUUCCGGGGAACCAAUUGUAGAGAUAAUUGAGGAGCACAUAAUACAGAACAAGGACGACAAAAACCCAUCAGCCAUCGAAGAGCUGAAAGUGGAACCCUCGACAGAAGAAUACCUAACUGAAACUCUCGAAGAGCUCGAAGAACUCAACGAUGAAGAUUUCUCCGCUGAGGAUGACGACAAUCAUUCCGAGUACGAACCGGAAGAGCCGCCUCCGGAACCUCGCCCGAAACGAAAGUACACUCGGCGAGCACCCGAAGAGAAAGCCAAAAAAGAGCGAAAAAGAUCCUAUCCGUACAAGGCAAAAACAACGGCAGAACGGGAAGCCGAAGAUGUCUUCAUCAGGCAACAUACGCCGUACGUGUGCGAGCACUGUAAUGUCGAUUUCGAGCAGUUCCACCUGUUUCAACGGCACUGCGUCCAGACCCAUGGCAAGGAAGGUUUCAUCGUGUGCUGCGGCAUACGGCACCGGAAGCGUACGGUGCUCUACCAGCAUGUGCAGCACGUGCUGAACCCGGAAGCGUUCAAGUGCGAGAUCUGCGGCAAAACGUACAAGAAUCGCUUCGGCUACAAUCGUCACAAGAAGGAAAGCCACGCGACAGAGGAAGAGCGGACCUUCAAGUGUCAUCGGUGCCCGAAGAGUUUCAUCAAAGAAGGCCCGUUGAAGCGACACCUGGCGGAUCACGAAACCUUGGAUAAGGGCACGGCCAAGUGUGAAACGUGCGGAAAGUGUUUCAGCAGCAUAGGGAUUCUGAAGAAUCAUGUCAAGUAUCGACACGUGAAGCAGAUGGAGUACAUUUGUGACGUCUGUUCCAAGGGAUUCUACAUGCGGUCGACGUUCGUGACGCACCGGAAGACUCACGAGGUGCCGGCCGAGCAGCUUCGCAAGCAGUGUCCGCACUGUUUCAAGUGGUGCAAGAAUCACGACUAUUGGCGCGUGCACGUCCGAAGGCACAAGAACGAGGGACAACUGAGCUGCGACGUGUGCGGACACGUCUCGCCCAAUCUGAUGGCCCUGAAAGGGCACAAGGCGCGGAUGCACUCCGGCCCGAAGGUGUUUCCGUGCAGUUUCUGCGGGAAGGAAUACGCCCGGGCCAUUACGCUGAAGGAACACGUGGCGGCUGCCCACACGGGGGACAUCCUGUAUCAGUGUCCGCACUGCGAGAAGACAUUCAACUCCAGCGCCAACAUGCAUUCGCACAGGAAGAAGAUGCAUCCGAAGGAAUGGCUGGAACAGCGUCUGGCCAAGUACGGGAACCGGGACGCGAUGGCCAACGAAGCGCUACAGGGUGCUGAACUGCAGCAGGGCGCAAUGGCUGCUGCUUCGGACGGGCAGCAGGGGGCGUUUUAA
This is a messenger RNA of Aedes albopictus (Asian tiger mosquito), 1632 nucleotides long. RefSeq names its product transcription factor grauzone. The coding region runs from base 1 to 1632 and encodes 543 amino acids. The record is from RefSeq and is a predicted model, not a curated record. Gene Ontology annotation, molecular function: zinc ion binding; chromatin insulator sequence binding. Lineage: Eukaryota; Metazoa; Arthropoda; Insecta; Diptera; Culicidae. Gene Ontology annotation, biological process: regulation of transcription by RNA polymerase II. The transcript is spliced from 3 exons. Gene Ontology annotation, cellular component: nucleus; chromosome.